This is a messenger RNA of Rhineura floridana, 2922 nucleotides long. RefSeq names its product RING finger protein 39-like. NCBI's taxonomy places the organism in Eukaryota, Metazoa, Chordata, Lepidosauria, Squamata, Rhineuridae. The coding region runs from base 162 to 1568 and encodes 468 amino acids. Gene Ontology annotation, molecular function: protein binding. The record is from RefSeq and is a predicted model, not a curated record. The transcript is spliced from 8 exons.
GUUCUCGGAAUGUUGCCGAACAGUGGCCGGGCCACUCUGACCAAUCGCAGCGAGGCACUUUCGAAUUUUCAGAGCGACUAACGGCUGGCUGGUUUACUCUCCCUUGGAACAAGCGUGGUGGCAGAGGUUUGUUUGAUGUUGCUACUGGGGGAGAAGCAGCCAUGGCAGCUGAGGGUCCUAUUGAGGGGCUCUGUGAGGAAGCUACUUGUUCCAUCUGCCUAGAGUACUUCAUAGAUCCAGUGACUAUUGAUUGCGGGCACAAUUUCUGCCAAGCCUGCUUCAACCGAUUCUGGGGGGAUCCCAACACAACCGCUUCCUGCCCUCAGUGUAGAGAGAACAUUCAGCAAAGGAACUUUAGACCGAACCGGCAGCUGGCAAACAUUGUGGAACUAGUCAAGGAGCUGCAGGAGAGAAAAGCAUCCAAAAGAAAGGGGGAAGAAUGUGAGAGGCACCAGGACGCCCUGAAAAUUUUCCGGAGAAAUGAUCAACCCCCAGUUGGUGUGGUUCGUGACAAAUCACUGGGUCAUCAGCACGUGUCUUCUAUAAGUGAAAUUUCUGAAAAAUAUAAGGCACAAUUAGAAACAGAAAAGCAGAAGAUGAGAUCUGUCUUUCAGAGAAUGCAGAUGUUUCUCAAGGCAAAACAAUCCCUCUGGCUAAGUGAGCUAAAAGAUCUAGAGAUAAAGAUUUGGAGAAAGGGUGAAGAAAACAUCACUGAACUCUCUGAGGAGCUUUCCAGACUCAAUACUCUGAUCAUGCAGAUGGAGGGGAGAUACCUGCCGCCACCAAAUCCCUUCCAGCACCCAAGGGAAUCCCUCCAGGACAUCAAAAAUGCCUUGACCAGGUGUGAGAGGAACGCAUCAGAGUAUGAAAUGGACAUUUCUCACUGGUGGGAACAGACACUAAAAAUGGCCUCAGAGAAAAAUUCUGCUUUGGAAAGGGCGAUGGGGAGCUAUCAAGAGUCUCUGGAGCAAGUUACAAAUACAGCUCUUCUGAUGGAAGCCCUGAACAAAGUGAAUGUCACUCUGGAUCCAGAGACGGCACAUCCCUGCUUCACACUUUCUGAGGAUCUGAAGAGCGUGAGAUGGGAGCUGAAGAAGAGGAGGAGGAAGAAGGGAAGGAAGAGAGCCCUGCUGGCCAGCCCUGAGAGAUUUGACAUGGAGCGCUGUGUGCUGGGGCGUGAGGGGUUCACUUUCGGAAGACAUUGGUGGGAGGUGGCGGUAGACGGUGAGGCAAAUGCAAGGUGGGCCGUGGGGGUCGCAAGAGAAUCUGUCAGGAGAAAGGGAUAUCUCUACAUUAACGAGGGGGUCUGGGCAGUGGGGAAGCAAGCCCACAACCUGUCCACACCUUCCGAAUUCUUCGCCUUUACUUGCCCCACACCAACCCGUCUGACCUUGAGAAGAGAGCCCCAGAAGAUUCAGGUGUCCUUGGAUUAUGAAAGGGGCCAGGUGCAGUUUUUUGAUGCUGACACCGGUGAAUUGAUUUUCACAUACCAUACGGGGCCAUUCUUUGGGGAGAGGAUCCUACCCUUUUUCCAAGUGAGGACCCGUGGACUCGCGUUCAAGUGCUGAACCUUGAGGUGACAGCCCCCACACCGUCUAUGCAGGUGAUGCUUGAGAACAGCAAUGGGGAACCUGUGGUCUUCAGGUGGUGUUGGACUGUCGGCUUCUGUCAGCCCCCCAGACAAGCAUGGUCAGUGGGUUGGGGUGAUGGGAGCUGUAAUCCAGCAACAUCUGAGCAGACCACAGGUUCCCUAUUCCUCAUCUAGACGUUUUUCUGCGGUGGUAUUAAGAGACCAGCAAAGGGCUAUAAUCUAAUUGGUUUUCAGGCUGGGCUUCUGGUUCCUUGUCACAGAUCUCAGAAUCUUCCAUCUGCAAAAGUGCAUUUGAAGCAGGGAGGCUUAUUUGUGUUAACUGUACCCUUGAAAUAAUCACUCCCUUUAUUUAAAAAAUAAAAAAAGAGGAACGGGCUCCUUUGUGUGUUCCCUUUGUUAUAAAAAAUGAAAAGACCACAAUAGGUUGACAUGUUGGGGGUAUGGAUUCAGUACCUGUUGCAGAAUAGUUUAGCAAGUUUUGGCAUUCCUAUUCCUCAUCCUUGUUUUGUGUCUUUACGUUUUUUGGGGUGGGUGGAAGAGAGCUUGAUCAUUCAAAACUGCAGUGAAACGAAGCUUCUAACCCUUGCUUAUCUUGCCUUCUACUGAUUCCUCUUUAAUGCCACCAUUCUUUCGUUACAUACGAAGGAAUGCCUAGCUCCCUUUACACCUUUAUAAAUACGUGGAAGGAUUCUAGGAAGAGAAAUGGGGCUACCCAUCCCAAAUGUCACACACCCCAACUGGUCUUGAUAUCUUCGAAGGGUAGUUACAUUUGACCAGGUGAUAGUGUGUGUACAGGUGCUCCAUGCAACUAGGACUUGGGUGCAAUCAGUUCUGAUCACCUGGAGGACCUGCAUGUGGACAGCUUGCUCAUGUUUAUCUGACCUUUUGCGGUUUUCAGUGGAGGGGCCAGCACGGUGACACAGCCUCGCUUCCUGUUCUAUUUUCUGUGUAUAAUGGUGUGAAAGCCUGCAAUUGAGAGCUGGAAGCAUCCGCUGAGGAGCUCUGUUGGGGGGAGGGAUCUUUUUGGAGCUCUGACAUUAUAGGCCAGGAAUCAAGAUGGAAGAUGCUGCAACGAGAAAGCCCUUGUCAAUAGUAUGAGGCACAGGAUAGACUAAGGAUGGGGUUUGACAAGCAAAGACCAUCCACGUGGAUAAGUAUUGGGGAGAAAUCCCCUACAUGUAAAGUCAGUUCUUAUUUUUUGUCUUUGAGUUGACCUUCAACUUUGAGAGAUGUUGUUUUUCCUCCUCUGCAAACAUGUUGGUUGUUUCUGUGGACACCUGUUGAUCUUGGAAUGUGGAAUGUUAUUUGUCUUGUCUUAAGUUAUUUAUAUA